Molecule: messenger RNA, 3791 nt
Organism: Cynoglossus semilaevis (tongue sole)
Lineage: Eukaryota; Metazoa; Chordata; Actinopteri; Pleuronectiformes; Cynoglossidae
Gene: cdc34b
Product: cell division cycle 34 homolog (S. cerevisiae) b
Exons: 5
Coding region: 907-1623 (238 amino acids)
Source: RefSeq, a predicted model, not a curated record
UGACAGUAAGUUAAGAUACUAUGGUUCACUGGUAGUAAUAAUGCUUAAAACGCAUGUUUAAAGUACAUAGCAAUAUAAAGAGGUUAUAGAUAUAUUUCAUUAACAAAAACAAUCUCGCAUUUUGGUGACGUCACACAUGACAAAUGGAGUUUUAUGAAAACAUAGUUAAAUUAAGUAAUUACGAAUUCUGACAGUGGAAUAAAUGAGCCCUCGUUUAAGAUACUAUAAAUCCCAAGGUUAUUUUAAAACUCGGAGUUAUUGUUGGGUUGUUUUGGAAAACUGGACUUGAUUUUGUCAGGUUAAAUGAACUACAAGUACCAGGCGACACACAGCGCCAUUGCCUGUUUUGAUGGGAGAGGAAACUCUUUUCAACAACAGUAUUCUUUUACCCAGCACCGCGGGCAGACAUUGCUACCUUUAUCUCCGACAAAUCCAUGCCAGUUGUGGCGUUUUUUCUUUUCUAACUUUGUAUUUCAAGGUGGUUAAAACUGUUAUAAGCUGUGGUAGAGUGUUCUUCAGCUGCUCGGUAAGGUGGAGCUUGUCAGCUAGCUCACGUUAGCCGACCGUCAACAGUAAAUUUACGGCUUAUGUCCGCCGCUGCCAGGUAGAUAAACUAAGGUUGGAGCCACCGGUCAGCCACAAUGGUUUGGUCAGUUCACCAAUUUCUUAUCACUGACAGCGGUAAAUAAUUCACCUGGUUCGGGAUAGACUUUACGGUAGUCUUUGUUUGCAUUUUCGCAACCUGGCUAGUUUGGCCUGUUUCAUUGUCUCGGUAACACACCAGUUGUUAUUCAGCGUUGUCUUUGGUUGUUUUUAGCCUAGUUGGGCUCAUUUAGCCUCAUUCGUGUAAUCUAAACCGCCCAGUUUCCCGGUUCAGGUUAUUUUCGAAAGCUUGCAAGUUUGGUUAUGGCGCAACACGACUCCUCUCAUGUAGCCAGCUCACAGAAAGCUCUUAUGUUAGAGAUGAAGAGCCUUCAAGAAGAGCCUGUCGAAGGUUUCAAAAUAACACUGGUUGAUGAGGCUGAUUUGUACAACUGGGAAGUGGCCAUUUUCGGACCCCCGAACACUCACUAUGAAGGUGGAUAUUUUAAGGCCCGGAUCAAGUUCCCUAUGGACUACCCGUACUCUCCCCCCACAUUCAGGUUCCUUACUAAAAUGUGGCACCCCAACAUCUAUGAGAAUGGAGAUGUGUGUAUCUCUAUAUUGCACCCUCCAGUAGAUGACCCACAAAGUGGAGAGCUGCCAUCAGAGAGAUGGAAUCCCACCCAGAAUGUCCGGACCAUUUUACUGAGUGUGAUUUCACUGUUGAAUGAGCCCAACACCUUCUCCCCUGCUAAUGUGGACGCCUCUGUCAUGUACCGUAAAUGGAGAGACAGCAAGGGAAAAGACCGUGAAUAUGUCGAAAUCAUCAGGAAACAAGUCCUGGCUACCAAAGCAGAGGCAGAGCGAGAUGGCGUUAAAGUUCCAACCACGUUGGCCGAGUACUGCGUCCGCACACGUGUUCCAGCCCCUGAUGAAGGCUCUGACCUCUUCUAUGACUAUUACUAUGAUGACGAUGAUGUGGAGGGUGGAGAGGGUGACUGCUGCUAUGAUGAGGACGACUCCGGAAACGAGGAGUCGUGACAUGCUUCUCACAGUAUCGUUGUCAAAGCUGGCGUAUGAAAAAUAUGCCAACUCCUUUAUUCUGCCUGGGUUGUGAGAUAUUCUACAACCACAAAAGUUUUAAAGCUUCUCACUUCUGACCCAACAGAAAAUGGCUGUUUUUACCUUGAUCUCUGAAUUCUUCUUGAGGGUUUUAAUUGAUGCUUCGUUGUUGAAAGGUCAAACCUGGUAAGAGUUGCACCAGCACAAUUUUUUUCCCUAUGUACCUUGGGACAACUGCUUUGUCAUUGGAGUUAUUCACUCCCAUGUACAGUACAGAAUGACUAUAGGUUUAAAGUGAUAUAUUUGUUUUUUAGAAGUGUGGUUGUACAAUGUACUCAUCUAGCGUCGGUGCUGGAGCCAGGAACUAGCCAGAGACACUGACACUCAGUGAUACAAAGAACAUGGUUGACAGUGUUGACAAAAGGGGAAAAAACUAUUAAAACAGGAAACAUAAGUAUGUGUGAAAAUGUGUAAAAUGCUUACUUCUCCAUUUCAUGGUGCCACGGUGGAGUCAGCAGUUUAUCACUGUGGCACACUGUCAAGACCUGCUGCUGUCUCCAUCAGUAACUAAUGUGUUAGUUAGUGACUUCACUAUGUGAAAUCCAUUUUGGGAACUACCUAAUUGACACAUACUUGCUUGAAGAGACAGCAUCAGUCUCAGAGCCACAGUUCCCCCUUAGGUAAAUAUGCAGCUUUUAUAUGCUAGAGAUUCUGUGAUUCACAAAGCAUGUUCUGACCUUAAAGUAACAUUAAUAAGUUCCAGUUAAGCAGCUGAAGCUGACAGGUAUGUUUUCAGUAAGAGUGGGUGUUAAGGUCACAGAACCGGUUCCUUCCUGAAACACUGAUUCAUGUGUCUGUACUAUAUACAACCACACUUCAAAGGAAUUAAAUUUAUCCCAGUAGUGAGCAUCAAAAGUAAAGACACACUGGUGCAAACUCUUCCAGACUCUCAGUCUUUUUGCAAAUCAUUAUUAGCUGAAAUCUAAGCGGGUUUCACUACCAGUCGUUUGUCUCAGCGACUGACAAAGCGGACUUAUGCGACCUGAUUAUGUUGAAUUCUGUCCACAAAAACAAUGAAUCAGAUAUGUCACUUAUCCCGUCUGUGUUGCUUCACCAGGACAGGACAUGAAUUGACACAGGACUGUGUUUCUGACGUUCCUGUGCAUGGCAGAACACCCUUUGGAAGCUUUGUCUUUUUCACUCAUGAACAAUUUGCCUUCAUUGAGAUCUGGUUUCAGCUUGGUAAUAACAACACGCGUGACAAUGGAGGACACUUGUCUGCUGAACUGUCUGAUGAGCUGAGUAUAUGCGUUCAAAAAUCCUCGUGAUGAGUUUUUGCUAACAUGAAACUGAUCUUUGAGGUGUUCUUCUGGUUAUUGUUGGAUGUAUUUCUCCGUCGUUAUGAGUGUGGGGUUCUAUUAUUUGAAGUAGCUCAGAUGUAAGUUGUGUAGGGUGACCAGGAUUUAUAGGGCAAGUGGGUGGGCAGAACUAAUUACCAAUCAGAGCUGUAUUCCUCCUCACGUUUGAUUCCAAUCUGGACAACCUACAGGAGCCAAAGACCUAAAUCAGUGUAACACCGAAAAUGUUAUAGCACUGUUUGUUGUAUUCUGUCUUUGAUUGCUCUGUUGCUUUUGUAUUUUAGUUUAUCUUUGAUAAGACCUUAUGCCUGCACUCUGCCGUUAGAAUCUUUUUUGUGAUGAGAUUAUUAUGUUUGUUUGGCAAGAAAAAAUAACUUUUGUUUGAAAUGUGUUUGUCUAAAGAAGAUGUUGCAGUACCAGUCAAUAAUAUGGUGAAUUCUUUUCAACCAGGAAAGUGGAAAAAGGUCACAUUUGUGCAUUUCCUUUGUGUUUACUGAGGACAAAUUGUACAUCAUUCAAGUGCAUUCUUGGGUAAACAGUUUUUAUUAUUUCAUUUAAACAAAUUGGGAAUCAUAGUAAAUUUCUCAGGACAAAUAAUCACAUAUAGAAUCAUUUAAAUAGGCAACUAUCUCCCUCUUUCGUUGGUCUUUGUUGUUGGUUUACAUUUUCAACAGAACACUUAAGUGGUAUGCACAUGUAGCUGUAUAAAUGAUCACCUGGUUGUUUUACUCACUUUUGUUUCUAUUUUAUUUUCUGCUAUUUAAAAUAGUAAUAAAAAUUAUUCAAAAA